This is a messenger RNA of Botrytis fragariae, 1602 nucleotides long. Its product is annotated as putative myo-inositol-1-phosphate synthase protein. Lineage: Eukaryota; Fungi; Ascomycota; Leotiomycetes; Helotiales; Sclerotiniaceae. The transcript has 4 exons. Gene Ontology annotation, biological process: phospholipid biosynthetic process; inositol biosynthetic process. Gene Ontology annotation, cellular component: cytoplasm. The record is from RefSeq and is a predicted model, not a curated record. The coding region runs from base 1 to 1602 and encodes 533 amino acids. Gene Ontology annotation, molecular function: inositol-3-phosphate synthase activity.
AUGGCUCCCCACGCAAACGGCUCCAGCAACACCAGCACUAUGGAUGGUGCACCCUCCCAAUCCUCUAACCAAGACUUAUUCACCGUCAGCUCUCCAAACGUUAUCUACACUGAUGACGAGAUCCGCUCAAAGUACAACUAUCGUACUACAGCUGUCACUCAGUCUGCCAGUGGUAACUUUGUUGCUACUCCCAAAGAAACUGUCUAUGACUUCAAGGUUGAACGUAUGAUGCUUGUCGGUUGGGGCGGAAACAAUGGUACAACUGUCACUGCCGGUAUCAUUGCUAAUCGUCGUGGUCUUUCAUGGGCAACUCGUGAGGGUACCCGUGAGCACAACUACUAUGGCUCCGUUGUCAUGGGUUCAACCAUGAAACUUGGUACUAACGCAAAGACUGGUGGUGAUGUCAACAUUCCUUUCCACAAAGCUUUGCCAAUGGUUCACCCCAACGAUUUGGUCAUUGGUGGUUGGGAUAUCAGCGGCUUCAACUUGUCUGAUGCCAUGGAUCGUGCUGGUGUCCUUGAACCUACCUUGAAGCAACAAAUCAAGAAGGAAAUGACUGACUUGGUUCCACUUCCUGGUCUUUACUACCCAGAUUUCAUUGCUGCCAAUCAAGAAGAUCGUGCCGACAACCUUGUCCCAGGUAGCAAGGCUUGCAAUGAGCAUGUUGAAAAGAUUCGUCAGGAUAUCCGUGACUUCAAGGCCAAGAACGAACUCGAUAAGGUCAUUGUUCUCUGGACUGCCAACACUGAACGUUUUGCUGAGCUCAUUGAUGGUGUUAACGACACGGCCGAUAAUCUCUUGAAAGCUAUCGAGAACGGACACGAAGAAGUUGCUCCUUCCACUAUCUUCGCUGUUGCUUGCAUUCUCGAAAACGCACCUUUCAUCAACGGCUCUCCACAAAAUACAUUUGUUCCUGGCUGCAUUGAGCUUGCAGAGAAGCAUAACUCCUUCAUUGGUGGUGAUGACUUCAAAUCUGGUCAAACCAAGAUGAAGUCUGCUCUUGUCGACUUCUUGAUCAGUGCUGGUAUCAAGCUCACUGCUAUCUCCAGUUACAAUCAUCUUGGUAACAAUGAUGGAAAGAAUCUCAGCUCUCAAAAGCAAUUCCGUUCCAAGGAGAUUUCGAAAUCCAAUGUUGUCGAUGAUAUGGUGGCUGCCAACAAUGUUCUCUACAAGGAAGGUGAACAUCCUGAUCAUUGUGUUGUCAUCAAGUACAUGCCAGCUGUUGGUGAUAACAAGCGUGCUCUUGAUGAGUACUAUGCUGAGAUUUUCAUGGGAGGUCAUCAAACCAUUUCUCUCUUCAACGUUUGCGAGGAUUCUCUUCUUGCUUCACCAUUGAUCAUUGAUCUUGUUGUCCUUGCAGAGAUGAUGACUCGUAUUCAAUGGAAGGCUCAUUCUACUGAUGGUGCUACUACCAAGGACUACAAGAACUUCCACAGUGUUCUUAGCAUUCUCAGCUAUAUGCUCAAGGCACCCUUGACUCCGCCUGGAGCUCCAGUUGUUAAUGCACUUGCCAAGCAACGUGGUGCUUUGAUUAACAUUUUCCGUGCUUGUGUUGGUCUUGAACCAGAGAAUGAUAUGACUUUGGAACACAAGCUUUAUUAG